Ilex paraguariensis (yerba mate) is the source of this 1878-nucleotide messenger RNA. NCBI's taxonomy places the organism in Eukaryota, Viridiplantae, Streptophyta, Magnoliopsida, Aquifoliales, Aquifoliaceae. The record is from the annotation of a GenBank genome assembly.
UCUCUCUCUCUCUCUCUCUCUCGGAUUUUGUGGGUUUUCUCUGGCAUGGUUGAGAGGGUUCAGGCUGAAGAGUCUAUGGCAUUGCUGAUUUUUCUCCUUCUAGCAUUCUCUGUGGUUUCUGCUGACGAAGAUGCAUUUAUUGGGGUGAAUAUUGGAACACAACUCUCAGACAUGCCACAUCCAACCCAAGUAGUUGCUCUCCUCAAAGCCCAGCAAAUCCGACAUGUCCGGCUGUACGAUGCAGAUCGUGGCAUGCUUCUUGCACUUGCCAAUACAGGCAUUAGAGUGGUUGUCUCUGUCCCCAAUGAACAGCUCCUGGGCAUUGGCCAAUCAAAUUCCACAGCUGCAAAUUGGGUAUCCCAGAAUGUUGUAGCGCAUUUCCCGGCCACCAAUAUUACCACCAUUUGUGUUGGUUCCGAGGUUCUAACCACCCUCCCUAAUGCAGCCCUUGUCCUCAUUAAUGCUCUGAAGUUUGUCCAUUCAGCACUUGUGGCAUCCAAUCUUGACAGGCAAAUCAAAGUUUCAACACCCUUUGCUUCCUCCCUCAUCCUUGAUUCAUUCCCACCAUCUCAAGCCUUCUUCAAUCACUCUUGGAAUUCAGUAUUAGUUCCCACGCUCAACUUUUUGCAAACCACAGGCUCAUUUCUCAUGCUCAACAUAUACCCCUAUUAUGAUUACAUGCAGUCCAAUGGGGUUAUUCCAUUAGAUUAUGCACUCCUCAAGCCUCUUCCCUCAAACAAAGAAGCUGUUGAUGCUAACACGCUACUCCAUUACUCGAAUGUUUUUGAUGCUAUGGUUGAUGCUGCUUACUUUGCAAUGGCUUAUCUCAAAUUCACCAACAUUCCUGUUGUAGUGACAGAGUCAGGAUGGCCAUCGAAAGGUGAUUCUAAUGAGCCAGAUGCCACUGUAGAGAAUGCAAACACUUAUAAUAGCAAUUUGAUAAAGCAUGUGCUAAACAAAACCGGGACUCCCAAACACCCUGGAAUUGCUGUUAGUACUUACAUUUACGAGCUUUACAAUGAAGAUAUGAAACCAGGACCUGUAUCAGAAAAGAACUGGGGAUUAUUUGAUGCAAAUGGGAAGCCCAUUUAUAUUCUACACUUGGUUGGGUCAGGAUCAGUGUUGGCAAAUGAUACUGCAAACCAGACUUACUGUGCUGCAAAGGAUGGUGCAGAUUCAAAAAUGCUGCUGGCUGCAUUGGAUUGGGCUUGUGGAUCUGGCAAGGUGGAUUGUUCGCCCUUGUUGCAGGGGAAACCGUGCUAUGAACCAGACACUGUGGCUGCACAUGCAACGUACGCAUUUGACACAUAUUAUCAUCAGAUGGGGAAGGCUUUGGGGACUUGCGACUUCAAUGGGGUGGCUGCAAUCACUACUACAAAUCCAAGUCGUGGAUCUUGUAUAUUUCCUGGAAGUGACAAGAUAAAUGGGACCUUUUUGAACAGCACAGCUCCAGCUAUGGACGUCAAGAGCUCAGGUGCUCCUGCCCAGUGCUUCUAUGGUGGUGCCUUUUCAAUUGCAUUUAUAAUCAUUGGAGUUCUAGGAUGGAGUGCAGUUCUCUUAUAGCUUGGUUCUUUCGAAACAUACUCAACAAUUUUGAAUGAAAAAGAUGGGUGCGUGUACCAAGUUUUUCACUUGUGGACUUGCAAACACACUUUCUUCUUUCACAGGAACAUAAAUUAUCACUGUUUGCCGGCGAUUGUGGUGGUAUUCAAAUGGUAAGCAUGCAGGUUUUGGGGGACUUGUGCAACCAAUUUUGUACAAAACAAGUUCAAGGACCCUGCACCCUUUAGACUGAUUUAUUAUUCUUUUUGUUACAUUAAUGAUUUAUUUUUCUCCAUUUGAAGUUCAUGAAAUAACGUUACUAUUUCCUGUUUGGAC